Messenger RNA from Colletotrichum destructivum, 2889 nucleotides. RefSeq names its product Putative Tail specific protease, ClpP/crotonase-like domain superfamily. The record is from RefSeq and is a predicted model, not a curated record. The coding region runs from base 1 to 2889 and encodes 962 amino acids. Lineage: Eukaryota; Fungi; Ascomycota; Sordariomycetes; Glomerellales; Glomerellaceae. The transcript has 3 exons.
AUGUUACUUGGACAUUACACCGUUUUGUUGAGCCUGUGUUGUGGCCUGGCUCUUGCACGACCAUCCACUCGUUCGCCAAAGGAGCUUCCGCGUCGUCAAGAGGUGCCCAUCAAAACCAGGCCAAUGUGUGGGCAAAUCGUUGACGAAGUCAACAAUGGUGAGACCAAACCUUUCAUCCAACCUUACGAUGGGAGCCUGACAAGGAUAGGGACUAACGUAUUCUAUGCGGCUGAUGCAUACGAAUGCUUGAUGAGCGUCCCGUUCCACCAAGCUCCGGCACUUCGCUUCAUCGAGUACUACAACACCACGAUGCAAUUUCAGAGCAAUCUGGCGUACCUCAAGAAUCCGCCGGCAGGUUACCAGCAGCCCGCUUUUGACUUCAUGGGGGUCCUAGAAGAACUGAAGCACAAUGUCACAGCGGGAGUCUUCAAGAACCAGUACGACUUCGAGGCCAUGCUGCAAUACUUGGUUUACUCGGUUCAUGAUGCCCAUGUCAGCCUCUAUGCAGGCAUCCUAUCAGUCUUUUCCUACGCUAGCCCCAUACCCCUUGUUUCAGCAUCAAUUGAUGGAAAGGAAGCGCCCAAAGUCUACUUUGCAGAUGACAUCAUCGGCCGCCGGGACAACAUAUCGAACGGCGUCGAAAGCACGAUUUCCGCCGUAUCGCACAUCAACGGCGAGCCAGUCGUGGAGUUUCUCACCCGGUUUGCGGCCCUCCAGUCGGUUGGCAUGCUGGAGCCCCAUGCCGACUGGAACGAGCUAAUGGGCCACCCUGUUCAAAACGUUCAAAGAAUUUUCAGCAUCUUCUCCGGCUCGAGCACAUUCUAUCCAGGUGACAUCCUCACCUUCUCCUUCGAGGAUUCUAGCACACCUGACUGGGAGACGAAUUGGCUCGCCAUCUACAACACCGCCGAGUACACUGGCCCUCUGGAAACUCCUGGAGACUUCUACAACUUCUUCGUCCUUGGUUUGCUCCCUGAUUCGUAUGACGAAGUCCCGCUUCCAAUAGUCUUCAGAGGUCCGCUUGGCACAGAAACCCCGCCAGCUACUGGAGACACACCUACUGGAGGCGGAACUACCGAAGAGCCCGGGGCCUGGUACAAUAGGAGCUAUGGUGCCUUUCCACGAACCCCGGAUAUCCAGCAGGAUAACCUGGACGAUGAAAGCGUUCUCACAGGGUACUUUUAUGGAGACAUAUCGACGGGAGUACUCAGCAUCCCCCACUUCAGCCAGUAUGGAUUGGAAAUGGGCACCUUCGGCCUGGCUCUCGCGCAAUUCAUUGAGGGAGCCAAGGAAAAGAGAGUCUCCCGUAUUGUAAUCGAUCUGCAAAAGAACUUUGGUGGGUCGACAGGCAUCGCUCUGCUGCUCUUCCGCGAAUUCUUCCCCGGCAUCGACCCGUUCGCAGGGAGUCAACGACGCAGCCAUGAGUUGGGAAAUAUCUUGGGCUCGGCCAAAACACAGUACUGGCAAGGUUUAACAGCCGGUAAAGGAGAGCACUUGGGGCUUCUGGCAGAUGAGUGGGUGAUAGCGGCUCGACUCAACGCCGAGACUGGGCGUAAUUUCACUUCAUGGGAGGGGGAAUACGAGGGGCCCAGGCGACAGAACGACGACGACUUCUCGCUCGUGGUAAGUCAUAUGAACACGGCUUCACCACGGCAAGAUCCACAGCUAACUUCUUCGCGCUACAAGGAACGAUACGAUCUGAAGAACCCACAGUUCCACGAGGCAACAUUCGAUGGAUGGCGCCUUACCCGCUACCUUGACGACAGCGGCGAGCAGACUAGGACGAUGUGGAAGCCUGAUGAUGUGGUCAUCCUCACCGACGGAACCUGCUCCUCCGCCUGCGCCUUGUUCCUUGAACUCGCAAAGACCCAAGCCGGCGCCCGCACGGUCGUUGUGGGCGGCGCCCCGAAGCCGGGCCCGAUGCAGGCGGCAAGCGGGAGUCGGGGAGCGCGCCUCUACACCGGUGACACCCUCGACAAAGACUUUAGCUGGAUCAGAGAGGAAAACGAGGCUAUCCGGCGCCUCCUCCCGCAUGAUCGAAACGAGACAGGCAUAUUCGUCGACUAUGCUGCCUUCAACCUCCGUGACCAGUUGCGCGAGGACGACACCUCCACGCCUCUCCAGUUCCGCUACGUCCCAGCGGACUGCAGGCUUUACUUUACCGUGGAUAAUGUUUACAACAUGACGGCUCUAUGGCACGACGUCGCUCACGCCGCGUUCGAGAACCCAAGCCUCUGCGUCGAGGGCUCGACAGGGUAUGGUUCGCGGGACGGCAGGGCAAACGCGCCCCCGGAAUCGUCCGCGGUCCCGGCUCCCGUGCCGCGACCGGCCGUGGAAUUCACAGUCGACUAUGAUCCUUCCACGGAUAACGGUCUUCCAGCCGGCAUCGCUACCCCUCGUCCGAGCAGACACUCGGGCGCAAAAGAGGCCAAGCCGGGCCUAUGGGGACCCUGCCAGUUCAACGGCAACACAUGCGCAGGAACUCUGGUUUGCCAGUGGGUCAGGUACUUCUGUAACGCCGGUGGCGGAAGGCAGGAAUGGACUGAUCUUGCUUGCGUCCAGCGUUGCCAACGCCUUGAGGGCGGCGAUUGCGUCGUUGACAAAUCCUACGACGUCAAGGAGAGUGCAGCUCGCGCGUCACUGGUGAAGAGGGCCAAUGUGCCUCAACUUACUCCCGGAAAGGUCGUACGCACUAAGAAAACAAACCUGAGCCUCGCACCGCAUCCCCCCCAAAAUCCAGCCCACGGUAGUCAGAGAGGCCCAGUGUUCGAGUACCGCAGACCUCCGUCCAACCAUCCGAGUUUAUGCAACCGCCUUAAAAACAAUGGAGGAGCCCCUUUCCUAGUAGAUCGAACUCCAGUUGAUCUCCCACCGUCUGUAGGUGUUUAA